ACUGGAGUCCUACAGGAAGAAACUGCCAUGCUUCUCCUCCCUCUCUCCGUGCUGAUCGUGCUCACACAGUCCCCGGGGGCGCUGGGAGCAGAAGUGAAGAACUAUUCCCCGAGAUCCGUGACCAACGCCUGCACUCUGGUCAUGUGUAGCUCCUCGGAGACUGGCCUGCCGGGUCGCGAUGGACGGGACGGGAGAGAGGGCCCCCGGGGCGAGAAGGGGGAUCCAGGUUUGCCAGGACCUAUAGGGCAAGCGGGGAUGCCGGGAGCAGCUGGCCCAGUUGGAGCCAAAGGAGACAAUGGCUCUGCUGGAGAACCUGGACCAAAGGGAGACUCUGGACCACGUGGACCUCCAGGACCUCCAGGUAUACCUGGUCCAGCUGGAAGAGAGGGCCCUUCAGGGAGGCAGGGGAAUGCAGGAGCACAAGGCAAACCAGGCCUAAAAGGAGAAGCUGGGCCCAAAGGAGAAGUGGGUGCCCCGGGCAUGCAAGGAUCUGCAGGGGCAAGAGGCCCCACGGGUCUUAAAGGAGACAGAGGUGCCCCUGGUGAGCGUGGAACCCCUGGAAAUGCUGGGGCAGCAGGACCACCUGGAGUUAUGGGUCCACAGGGGUCGGCAGGUGCCAGGGGCCCCCCAGGACUGAAGGGGGACCGAGGUGCCCCUGGUGACAAAGGAGCAAAAGGAGAGAAUGGACUUCCAGACAUCACUGCUCUGAGGCAGCAGGUGGAAGGCUUACAGCGACAGGUAAAACAACUCCAGGAGGUCUCCUCUCAGAUUGAGAAAGUGGGGCUCUUCCCCAAUGGCCGAAGUGUGGGCAAGAAGAUCUUCAAGACAGCAGGUUUUGAAAAAAAUUUUGAGGAGGCACAGCAGGUGUGCACACAGGCGGGGGGACAGAUGGCUACCCCUCGCUCAGCUGCUGAGAACGAGGCCUUGCAGCAGCUGCUCACCGCUGAGAAUAAGGCUGCUUUCCUGAGCAUGACUGACAUCCAGACGGAGGGCAAGUUCACCUACCCCAAGGGGGAGCCCCUGGUCUACUCCAACUGGGUCCCAGGGGAGCCCAACAACAAUGGCAAGGCGGAGAACUGUGUGGAGAUCUUGACCAAUGGCAAGUGGAAUGACAAGUCCUGCCAAGAGCAGCGCCUCGUGGUCUGCGAGUUCUGA
Messenger RNA from Talpa occidentalis (Iberian mole), 1155 nucleotides. It is a transcript of the gene SFTPD, whose product is annotated as surfactant protein D. NCBI's taxonomy places the organism in Eukaryota, Metazoa, Chordata, Mammalia, Eulipotyphla, Talpidae. The record is from RefSeq and is a predicted model, not a curated record. The coding region runs from base 28 to 1155 and encodes 375 amino acids. The transcript has 8 exons.